UGCUCGCCAGCCGGCGCGCGCUCGCGCUCGUUCCCUGGCGUCUGCGUGGUUCCCGGGCCUCGCCGCGCGCUUGCGCUCGUUCCCGAGGUCGCGCGCGGCCGGCUGGUCCCCGCCCCCCCCAGGCCCGCCGAGCUCCGGGCCUUCACCGCCAUGUGCUCGUUAGCGUCAGGCACUACCGGCGGCCGGGGCGCCGUGCAGGAGGAGGAGGAGGAGGAGGAGGAGGAGGACCUGCCCGAACUGUCGGACAGCGGCGACGAGGCCGCCUGGGAGGAUGAGGACGGUGCCGAGCCCCCGCACGACAAGCAGCAGACCCCCUGCCUGUUCUGUAACAGGUUAUUCACAUCUGCUGAAGAAACAUUUUCACACUGUAAGUCAGAACAUCAAUUUAAUAUUGAUAACAUGGUCCAUAAACAUGGACUUGAAUUUUAUGGAUACAUUAAACUAAUAAAUUUUAUUAGACUUAAGAAUCCCACAGUUGAAUAUAUGAAUUCCAUAUAUAACCCAGUGCCUUGGGAAAAAGAAGAGUAUUUGAAGCCUGUAUUAGAAGAUGACCUUUUACUUCAAUUUGAUGUAGAAGAUCUUUACGAACCUGUGUCAGUCCCAUUCUCAUAUCCCAAUGGACUCAGUGAAAAUACAUCUGUUGUUGAAAAAUUGAGACGUAUGGAAGCCAGGGCGCUCUCUGCUGAAGCUGCAUUAGCUAGAGCACGUGAGGAUCUGCAAAGAAUGAAACAAUUUGCUCAGGAUUUUGUGAUGAACGCAGAUGUCAGAACCUGCUCGUCAUCUACUGCCAUUGCCGACCUCCAGGAGGAUGAGGAUGGUGUUUAUUUCAGCUCAUACGGGCAUUAUGGGAUACAUGAAGAAAUGCUAAAGGACAAAGUACGAACAGAAAGCUACAGAGAUUUUAUAUACCGAAAUCCACACAUCUUCAAAGAUAAGGUGAGUAGUAUAGGCUACAAAAUUGUACAGUUCAUGUUGUUCUUGAGCAAUAGAAAUCCUGUCUUUGGUCAUUAUUGUGAUAGCAGUUAUUCCAUACAUCCCAGCUCUGUGUCAUAG
Castor canadensis (American beaver) is the source of this 1053-nucleotide messenger RNA. Lineage: Eukaryota; Metazoa; Chordata; Mammalia; Rodentia; Castoridae. The record is from RefSeq and is a predicted model, not a curated record.